AUGCCUUCUAGAAGUGAAAAAAAAUUGAUAGAGGACAAGACCCCAACUAGAGGGACUUCUCCCAAAGUCAUUACUGAUGAUUUCGACGAGCGCAACAGUCACGAACGAGAAAAGGGUCUUCCACCGGAAGAACAAACCAAAGACGACGAUAUCGGCGACGACAUUGAAACCGACGCUGAACAAAUUCAAUCAUAUGAAAAUGUGACUUCUAAUGACGAAAUGGAAACCCAAAUUGACACAGAAGAAGCGCCUGGUUCAGGGGGUGAUGUUCGCAUGGAAGAGUUGUCUGCAGACAGCUCCCCAUCUAGAAAACUGCCCAAAACUGCCCAAAACUUGGAAACUCAAGAAACCAACGAUUUGUCAAAAAACAAUAGUGGUGGAGACACGACUAAUAUUUUUGACAAGUACAUUAGACAAGAACAACAAAGAACAGAAGAACGAUUUUCCAACAACUACAAUGAAGGUACAUCAAAACUCGAUCUUCCUUCCUUUACACUCCCCCACGGUUUCACUAUUAUUAAACACUACACUACCAAAGAAAGAGCUGCCACACUCCAAAUUCCAAAAAAAAUUGAAAACUCCAGAAAAGCACAAAAAAACGAACAAAAAAAUAACAAAAAUCAAAAAAAGCAAAAAUUGGCAACCUGUGUAGAAUCAGUUUUACCCGACCAACUCCGUUACACCAAAGAAGCUAAACCACGUGUAGAUAUUUUAGGGACCUUAAUAUCCGAAUUCGAGAAAGCGUUUCUGGAGGACCCAAGUGAAAGAGAAACCGAUGAAGCCAAGAAAGACCGUUUAGGGAAAUUAGCCUUAAUCAAGAUCUACAAGGACUUAGUCGGUUACAGACAAGCCUCCCAAACAAUUGUUAGAUCUAAGUAUGUGAACGAGGAAAUUUUUAUGGCAUGGUUAUUACAUGUGAUUCGAUCAGGCGAUACUCAAAAACUUUCAGUCCAUUUCAAGCAGAAAGACCAUAAUCUCACGAUUGCGGAGGCCACGGCUACCCUUGAAGCCUUUUUCCUUCAAGGGGGACUCGAAAGAAUGCUAAAAAUAGAUAUCGAUCACGCACUCAAAGUAUUAGAAACCUACGACUUAGAAGCUGAAAUUCUUGAAGACGAGAAGGGGAAAUAUAAGCGUAAUUUGGAAUACGCCUUGAUCCUUCAGUUGGCACUCAAGACUUCAAGAACUGAAGUAGAAGAAUUCUUAGCCAAAAAGCGCGAAGACCUCGCACUUAUCCAACGUUUGAUGAAGCUCAAUAUUACCGCUUGUGCAUCUUAUGACUCUAAGUCAGUCAUCUUCGAUCUCAAGUCAAGUUUCUCCAAUCCUACUAAGGACGAACAAAUGGCUUACACCUUCUUACACGCUAAGAGGCUCCUUACCAAGCUUAUUAACGAUUACAACGAGCUCCCUUCAAUCCUUAACCCGAAUCAGGACUGCCUUCCGGAAGAGGAUCUGGAUUUUGCAAGAUAUCAAUUCUAUGUACAACCUCCAGUCAAUGGAAAUCUCGUAAUUCUUCAAUUGACUCACCCAGUUACCCUGGAUGAGCCAAAGGUUAUCCUCGACCAAUUCAUGGCAAAAGACGCUAGAUUAUUGAACCUCGAAGAUUUCCGCCCAUCUAAACAACUAGUCAUCAACGAAAGAAUUGAAGAGCUUAACGCUCAGGAUAGACCAAUACAAGAUCCUAUCAAGUAUACUAUACUUGCACAAUCUUCGCCUCGUCCAACAAACAUGAACGUUACAAAUGUGACCUCCCGAAACGGAGAAACCUUUAAGCCAAAUCAUGUUAUGCCUUGUAUUAUGCACACUCACUUCUUAAUUGAUAUCCAAGGAGAUAUAGUUCCCAACAGAACGCAUUUCCUCCACCAGGACACUACAUUAGACAUUGUCUCCUUUUUAAAAUUCUGUUCUUAUUGUCACAGAAUGGGACACUCGAAAUAUACCUGUGGAACUCUAUUGGAAAGAGACGCAAAAAGAAGAAUCCCCCAAGUAACUCAAGUACCACCCCCUUUUAAGGUACCCACUAUACUUCCACAACCGACUAACGUGACCAAGAGACCAGACAAUGUGCAACAAGAUGGUUUCAUAACCCCCAAGUACCACAGAAAAUCUCCGUCUAAGAUGUUUGACCAACCUAACGAAAUCAUUUCUAAAGCUCAAUCAAACAUGUUUAAGAAUCAAUUUAACCAAUUGACCGGAUUGACCGAGCAGGAAGACGAAAACAACCAAAAAGACAAUGACAUCGAAGAGGUCUCUUCAGAAAAGACGGCCCAUGAACAAGCUGCUCUUCGCAAGGCAAAAGCCAUAAAAGAAACGCAACAGCGUAAAGCAAAGGAAGCUUUAACGAACGCCGAACCUCAAGAUUCCGCACUCGCUGCUGCUGCUAAAAAGAACUUAACCAGUCCCCAUAAGACUCCAAAAACCGGCACCAUUACUUCCCCUAAUAGACCGGGAAAAGAAUUAAGCGCCUCGCCAAAUUAUUUACACAAACCACUUUCAAACUUGCCAUCACUGAAUGGCGCAAUAAUCGCUUCGCAAACCCUUCAAAAUGCAGUUUCUUCCGCCAACUCCACCCCAUCCACCCCUACAAGAUCGAAUCCUAGACAUAGUUCAAACCGUCUAGCGGGCCUAAAUGACUCACCCACGGAUAUAGACGAAUCUAUGUCCUAUGACCUUACACAACCCCCGGACCCACCGGACAACUCACCCUCAAAGAAAACUGUUAUAACUAAAAAUGUUACACCGAAGGUUAGCACGACACUGGAAGAACAGGUACCCAUCCCUGAAUCUUCUGAUGACCCCCCUACUAAUCUAUGA
Molecule: messenger RNA, 2811 nt
Organism: [Candida] anglica
Lineage: Eukaryota; Fungi; Ascomycota; Pichiomycetes; Serinales; Debaryomycetaceae
Source: the annotation of a GenBank genome assembly